Osmerus eperlanus (European smelt) is the source of this 2269-nucleotide messenger RNA. RefSeq names its product liver-expressed antimicrobial peptide 2 (gene leap2). The record is from RefSeq and is a predicted model, not a curated record. Gene Ontology annotation, biological process: defense response to bacterium; antimicrobial humoral immune response mediated by antimicrobial peptide. NCBI's taxonomy places the organism in Eukaryota, Metazoa, Chordata, Actinopteri, Osmeriformes, Osmeridae. The transcript has 3 exons. Bases 371 to 637 code for a protein of 88 amino acids.
UGUUGCCCAGGCUAUAAGAGAGAGAGGCUGUGUUCUGGUUAUUGCUGACUAAGGCUGCAAGACUACCACCGCCAAGAGAGACCAGCUCCUUGCAGAUAUUCCUCCUCCGAAGAGAGAUACCUACAGAACCUCUUAGAGGAGAGACAGUCCACGGCUCCACUGACCCAGCGAUCUGAAGAGUCUCCAGACUGAGAGAUCUAAAAGGAGAGAUCUACAGACAUAUAUAAAACAGAUGCUUUAACCAGGGCUGAAGAGAUAUCUACAGAAGUUCUAUCUCUUGCUACUCAGAGAGACGAGAUUUCUUUCGAAAGACACCCUGACAUCCUAGGAUAUCCCAGCUCCUCCUCUUCCUCCUCUACCUUGAUCUACCAUGAAGAACAUGGCUGCCCUAGUCUGCUGUCUGCUGGCUAUGCUACUGGUCCAACAGAUUUCCUGUGGUCCUGUUCCAUCUCGGAUCGACCAAUCAGGCCCGGAGGACGGUGCCGUCGGCAUUCUGAAGAGAACAGCUCGCAUGACUCCGCUGUGGAGGGUCAUGGGCAGUAAGCCAUACGGAGCGUACUGCCAGAACCACGUUGAGUGUUCCACUGGAAUCUGCAAGGGCGGCCACUGUACCUACAGCCAGCCAAUCAAAUCCUAGAUGUCAAAGACAUGGAGAACGGCAGCCAAUCGACGUCCUCGCCAUCCUCCCUUCCUGGAAUAUUCCUCUGUUUUCCUCAUCCCUUUCUCCCUGUGUGUGUUCAACUCAGUGCAAGGCUUCAAGCCAAUCUUUGACCCUCGCUGGGUGUUUCAGUGUUAGAAUCCAGAGAUAGGGAUAACAUACAGAUAUGCUUUAUAUAAGCAGAGAGCGUUAGUGUGUGUGUGUAAGGUGUGUUUUAGAAUACGCUACAGGGCAAAAACGUUGUGUUCCUCAGAGAGUUAAAGGCCAAAUCUGAUUGGUUGGUUUCGUUGAGAUCAGAGGCAAUAGCCUUAAACGUUACCCCUAGCAACAGCGGUGUCUAAAAGUCAGCUCAGUUUAAUCAGAGUUUCAACCAAAAACCAGUGUUCCCCUGUUCAUUGGAAUGUUGGUGACGUUGUUUUAUCGAGAUCAGAAUUCAUGACGUUUGUCAGGUAUUGUGACCUCACGUUGAGAGUUCGGCUCGCGAAGACUGGUCGCGUCAGGGUUCCAAUCAGGAAGUGAGCGCGUCGCAUGUCAAAUGAGGCAGUUAAGAGGCUGGACUGGGGAUGGGUGAGACAGAUCAAGAGAGAGAAGAGAAAUGAGGGAGGGCUGAGUCACUGACUCAAUCAUACUGAUAUGGAGAGGGGGGGGUGGAAAAAGAGGAAGAUCUAGACAGAGAGAGAGAGAGAGAGAGAGAGAGAGAGAGAGAGAGAGAGAGAGAGAGAGAGAGAGAGAACAACUAAGGAGUAAGGGUUACAUAUAUUGAUCUUGACCUGUUCAUUUUUUUUUUUUUUACAGAUGUUAUAUACAAGCUUACAUUUGUCUUUUUCUAUUUUUUUUUACAUUAUUGUUUACAAUUGAUCAGUUUUUCAGGUAUAUUACAGUGUAUUUUUGUGAUAUUUAAAUCUGAAUCAGUCAUGUUUGUUAAACAUAUUCAGUAUCCAAAAUAUUAUUUGCAAGAUCCAAUUCCUAAGAAAUGCAAGUUAUGCCUGUACAACCUCCAGCAAUUAAUCUAUUUUACAGUAUUUUAUAUUCUAUACCGCAUGCAUUGAAAGCUUGUGUCAUCUGAAAUUCAGAAAAAAACUAUUUAUUUUAUCCCUAUAAAAUCACUUUAUAAUAUUUUAUAGCCAAAUAUUUCUGUGCAUUAUCUGUGGUUUGACGCUCGAUUAUGUAAAAGUGUUUAACUGUCACAGAACAUCUGGUCCGAAAAAUCCACUUUGUAAAGUGUUCCGAUUCCAUUCUCCCAGCCCAACCUUUGGAUCCUGGAGAGUGACAGAGGUUGACAUAAUGGUGACAUAAUGGUGACUUGUUUGUUUUGAUUGGUUUGUUCAGGGUGGAAAAGUACAGUCUGGUUGUUUCAUGUUUAUGUCCACAAGGACAGGUACAGUGGUGAGUCCAAGACUGGUCCUGUUUGACCAAAAUCCUCUCUGGUUCCGAAUAUUCUUCCUACAUAAAUAAUCCUAGUCCUAUGUGAGCGAUUGUUCUUGUUUUGUAUGUACUGUGUUACGUUGAGGGGUCGUUUGUUUCGUAUGUACUGUGCGCUCCUGCAGAGCCAGAUCCGUGUUGAAAUAUCUUUUCAAUAGAAACUUCAAUAAAAAGCACUUUAAAAAGAAA